AGCUGUGCUUGCUUCCCAUAAAGUAUUGGGUGUCCAGUGACUGCCCUGCCAAAAUACAUAUUUGACUCACUACAUCGUGAGCCAGCUCGCACUCCAGCUCAGCGUUCAGUGUGGUACAGACGCCCCGAGCCUCUCAUUCAGUUUCUUAUUUAGUUUUGCGUGGACACCCCCCGACACUAAGCAGCCAUGGAUGCCAUCAAGAAGAAGAUGCAGAUGCUCAAGCUCGACAAGGAGAAUGCCUUGGACAGGGCUGAGAAGGCCGAGACAGACAAGAAGGCAGCUGAGGACAGGAGCAAACAGCUUGACGAUGACCUGCUGGCACUGCAGAAGAAGCUGAAGUCAACUGAGGAUGAGUUGGACAAGUACUCUGAAGCCCUGAAGGAUGCCCAGGAGAAACUGGAGGUCGCUGAAAAGAAAGCCACAGAUGCUGAGGCUGAUGUAGCCUCCCUGAACAGGCGUAUCCAGCUGGUGGAGGAGGAGUUGGACCGUGCUCAGGAGCGUCUGGCCACAGCGCUGACCAAGCUGGAGGAGGCUGAGAAGGCUGCUGAUGAGAGUGAGAGAGGCAUGAAGGUUAUUGAGAACAGGGCGAUGAAGGAUGAGGAGAAGAUGGAGCUGCAGGAAAUCCAGCUGAAGGAGGCCAAACACAUUGCUGAGGAGGCUGACCGCAAAUAUGAGGAGGUGGCCCGUAAGUUGGUGAUCAUUGAGAGCGACUUGGAACGUACAGAGGAGCGCGCUGAGAUGUCUGAGAGCAAGUGCGCUGAGCUGGACGAGGAGCUGAAAACCGUGACGAACAACCUGAAGUCUCUGGAGGCUCAGGCAGAGAAGUACUCGCAGAAGGAGGACAAGUAUGAGGAGGAGAUCAAGGUUCUCACAGACAAGCUGAAGGAGGCCGAGACCCGUGCUGAGUUUGCUGAGAGAUCUGUCGCCAAGCUGGAGAAGACCAUUGAUGACCUUGAGGCUAAAUGUUUACACCCUUUACUCCAGAAGCUGGUUGAACGUCUUCAUCUCUCAUCCUUUUUCUUUACUACCCCACCACCAUCACCACCACUACUACUGCACAGUGGGGAGUCGCUGAUAUCAUCCAUUUGUCCACCUCUCAUACAGACCUCUUGAGCCCUAUUACUUUCUGUAAAAUAAACAUUCUUACAUCUAUGUCAGUCCUUCCCCUUUUCUCCUGCCCUGUUUCUUUAUUUCCAUUUGUCCCACCUUUUUUCUUUUUGGAUGUGUCUUCUGAAUUUAUUUAUUUUGUCGAGUAGCUUUUGAAUAAACUCUGAAGCUCCUCUCCCAUUCGCUGCUCCUUUUUCUCUCACACAGGAUUGUAACUUGGUAUAAUUGCAAUUUUUAGGUGGUAAGUAAUCCUGCAAAAAAGAAAACAGUUGACGUCAAGCUCAGCUUAAUUCCCUCCACCCAAAAUCAUUCAUCUUGAAUGUGGAAUAUUCAUUGGUCAUCAACUUGUUGGCUUGUUCCAGACUGUAGAGCUCAACAGGGUGAUUCCGGCCGUAAAACUCCCAUUUAUUUUCUAAAUGGAGAUUUUGAUUAUCAACCAUAAUGUUUUUGCCAUCCAAUGUAACCUUACCACAUGCUAUGAGAUUGAACAAUGUUAUAUCCCCUGUAGAAGUCUGUAUGAUAUCAACAGUGUGUUCAAAGUUGUACUACACUGUCACACCUCAAGUGUAAUAGCAAUGUCUGAUUGGUUGAGCUCGCUCUUACCAUGGAAAUGUUUUCCACAAUCGCGAAAAUCAUGUCUUCUAUGAUUGUCUAGGUUACUAUAGACUAUACUGCAUACAAGUUCUAGUCUUAAAACUUAGAAAAUUAUAAGUGUUUGGGUAAUAUGAACAUCAGCUUAUUGACAGCUUGUUAGUCCUGUAGGAAAUAACAGGAUGAUUUCUAAAUGUUGUUUAUGAUCUUUAAUGCAAACUAACACUUGUUUAAUAAUGAACUUCACUGCAGCACUAACUCUUUGUGGUCUGUACUAACCCGCCUUCUGUCUCUUUCCCUUUUCUCUUUUCUGCUUUCUGACUGACAAGACCAUCUAUACAAGCAGCUUGAGAAAAACCGCCUUCUGACCAAUGAACUGAGAGUAGCCUUAAACGAGGACUAAACUGGAGUGGGCUCUCAUCUGCUUUAAGUUUUCUGAAAAAAAGAACAUGGGCAAUUGUGUCUCUGACACACAACUUGCACUAAACCAAACAUUUCUGUCAACAAGUAGGAAGAGGAAGAUUUUCACAUUAUGCAUGAUCAAUCAGCAGAUUUAGAGGUUAACCUGACACCCUCAGUUACAGAAUGAAUUUCAUAAGUAUUCUUCUAAGUCAUUGUCAGGGCUGUAGCACAUGAAUCCGCUAGAGAUCUUUACUGCUGUUGCGGGGGGGCUGCUGCUGAUUAUGCAGACCAAAAUGUUUCAUGGACUAGAAUUCUUUCUGCGUCCCUGAACUCACCUUCAAAAACAUUCAUUACAAAUGUUCAAGCAUCAACAAAAAGUAAGAAAAGGUGUACAGCUUUACAGAGGGAACUAAACCACUCAUUUUGGUUUGGUUUCAAGUUUGAUUAGAUUAGAGGGAGUACAUUUUUAUCACUAUAAUCGUGUUUGAUCAGGGCAAUGUCAGGGUUUUAAGCAGGCUUUGCUUUAAUAUCACUGGAUUUUAGUGAUGUGGUUCUGAACCCUUUGAUGGUCUCGAUCAUUUCAGAGAAAACAUGAUAGGCUGUCACUCAAACUCUCCCUGGUAGAUCUUUAGAUAUAUUUUUCAAUAAGCAUGUCACCUAAAAAAAAAAACUCUUGAAUUCAAUAUAAUCGAAAAACUAACACAGGCGAUAGGUUCAAGUUAAAAAUCUGGCUUCUGAAAUACACUUUUAGACCCAAACCAGCUAUUGCAGAGGGAGUUUGAUUCUGUAUGUAGCGGUAAAGAUGAAGAACUGACCAUUGGCCUGUGUAGAGAUUUUCAUAUCUGUUUCUACUAGUUUCUCAUUAUUAGUGGUCAGAUUGGUGCUCAUAUUGUUUUUCUAAAGUAAUUUUUUUAAAUGAUCCAAAAUUGCAUGUUUUUUUUUUUUUGUUCUUAAUACUGAAGAUCAUAAGCAUCAUUCAAUUCCAUACAUUUGGAAGAACUUGCCUUAGGUGUUAUUUAGUCCUAAACUCAACCCAUGCAAUCAUGACUACAGCCCUGUCUUUAGCUCGAUUAUGAUAUUCAAUAUUCUUCAAAGAUAACAUUUCAAAAUGGAAGUUGAGUUUCUGGGAUUGGAUCAGGGUAUCUGAGUCGAGGGAAUGUAUUUGCUUAUUGAAUGUUAACUUAUAUAAUGGGGAAAAUAUAGAGUUUCAACUCCUCAAACUAAAGUUUGAAACAAUAUCCAACCAAAGUCUAACACGUCUAUCAACCUGGACUAGAGCUUAGUCUGCUAUAGUCUGUGCAUCUCUGCGCUGUUUGUUCUCUGAUGUUUAACUCAUGCAAUGCUAUAUUAACAGAUAAACUCGCACGUGCUCAAGAAGAAGGCCUGAAGGUAAAACAGACGCUGGAUCAGACUCUAAUGGAGAUGAUUAACAUUUGACCCAGCUUUGUUCCCCCUCCACACGAUGCUUCCUCUGCUGUGAAUAUGGCUGCCUCCCACAUACAACUGCUGCAGAUACUGUGAGGAGUUGUUUCCAUGUCUCUGAACUUGUAGUCCUGAAGAACCACACUAAACACAAUGUAGCACAGAAGCUUCUAUAGCGCCCCUCAAACUAUUCUGUUUCCCUCACACACUGCAUUCAAAGGUCAGUAACAAUUCACUGUAUAUCUCAAAUAGGUUUAUAUGUAUGGUCAAAGAAUUUGCACUUUUUGGGGGGGGAAAUCCUGCAUAUAACCAUCAUGAUCAAAGCCUUAAGUUAUGCCAAGGUUACAUAAAGGACUUUUAUUGUCAGUAGCGUAGUUGCUUGAAUGUAUUGUUUUGUUCACGCGGAGUGAGAGAAAUGUCUGCACACUGUACUCACUUCUGUUUAUUUUGAGAAACUGAUGUUUGAUUUGUCAAUCGCAUUUUAUCUUGGAAAUGUAAAGAUCAUAAAUAAAGUGAAGUAUAUUGUACUUUAA
Messenger RNA from Pleuronectes platessa (European plaice), 4055 nucleotides. Its product is annotated as tropomyosin alpha-1 chain. The record is from RefSeq and is a predicted model, not a curated record. The coding region runs from base 187 to 1113 and encodes 308 amino acids. The transcript is spliced from 9 exons. Gene Ontology annotation, biological process: actin filament organization; cardiac muscle contraction. Gene Ontology annotation, molecular function: actin filament binding. Lineage: Eukaryota; Metazoa; Chordata; Actinopteri; Pleuronectiformes; Pleuronectidae. Gene Ontology annotation, cellular component: actin filament.